This is a messenger RNA of Sparassis crispa, 2388 nucleotides long. Its product is annotated as TRP-domain-containing protein. The transcript has 4 exons. The coding region runs from base 1 to 2388 and encodes 795 amino acids. Gene Ontology annotation, biological process: fungal-type cell wall biogenesis; transmembrane transport. NCBI's taxonomy places the organism in Eukaryota, Fungi, Basidiomycota, Agaricomycetes, Polyporales, Sparassidaceae. The record is from RefSeq and is a predicted model, not a curated record.
AUGUUCUUCUUCGUCGCCCGGUUGCGACUUGCUACUGCUUUUGCCGUCUUCCUCUUUUCAUCAUUCAGUCGCGCGCGCCUCAACGAGCUUUUCGCUUCUUCAGUAUCAUACUGUGCCCCACCAGAAGAAAUUUUGAUUGAACAGCUCGACGUAUCCUACUUCCAGGCCAACAACUCCAUCUCCUUCAAUGUCACCGCCGCCAGUGUCCUUCCCAACAUCAGCGUCUCGGCCAAUUUAUACCUUAAUGUUUAUGGCAUGCAGCCGCUCAACAUCACCAUCGACCUCUGCGGUCUUUUCGGCGGUGCCUUGUGCCCACUACCCCCGUACAACUUUUCAGGCACAGAUUCGCUCGAGCUGCCUUCGUCUGUCAACAUAGCGAAGGAGAUUCCUGGAAUCGCCUACGUCAUACCCGAUCUUGAGGCGUUUGCUCAGCUGACUCUGGUCGAAGUUGGCACAAACCAGGUCAAGGCUUGUGUGCAAUGUACCCUGGCCAAUGGCUGGUCUGCCCGUCAGUAUGCUGUCGAGUGGACUACCGGUGCAAUAGCCCUUCUUGCCCUGGCAUCGGCAGUAUGGCAAUCGGUCAUGCAACCCAUCGCACUUGCACCAGCUCGUCUGCUUGACAUACUCUAUCUUUUCCAGAGCAUUGCAGCUUCUGCACUAUUGGGUCUAAAUUAUCCUUCCGUUUAUACAGCCUACUCCCUCAAUUUCUCUUGGGCGCUUGGUCUCUUUGCUCAGUCCCCGACAUCUGGCAUGCAAAACGCAAUCAACAAUAUGCGUCGACUAACCGGAGGGAAUGGCGCUGAUGCAUCCAGUAACGGUGCUGUGCCCCUGGUGAACCGCAAGUUGAGCCCAUACAAUGCUCCCGUGACACAGGCGUACCUCGCCUCUCAGUCUUUACUUGCGAAGGUUGCAUCUUUGCAGCAGGUUGACCUCGCUAAUGCAGCCAAACGAGCCGGCUUCGCAAAAAUGGAUGCGGACGCGAUUUUGAAAGGGAGAGAUGUAGCUGUGGUGACUCCGCAGUCAUCAGAUGUUUUGCAAGCAGGCAUUCCUAUCUAUGCGAACUCCAUCGGAAUUGCCACUACCAAUGCGUUCAUGACGAUCUUCUUCGUCGCACUCAUCCUGACAGCAAUUUUGCUGGUGGCGUUAGGCGCGGGAUACGUGACGUGGCUCGCCCUGAGGCGUACGUUUUGGGGAAAGGACAAAUUGGAUUCGUGGCCGGGAUUGAAGUCAGGGUAUCUAUGGUUUGCUCAAGCAUGGGGCCUUCGGACAGCGUUGGUCACGUUCUUUCCCAUAGCAAUGUUCACUUUUUAUCAGUGGACGUUGCAUGACUCCUGGCUGUCCGUCCUUCUGUCUGUGAUUUCCGUACUAAUCGUCCUAGCAUCCAUCCUCAUUCCAUGUUUCUUCGUCUUGCGCCAUUACCUGCCUACGUCAUUCCCUGGUUCUUCAUCCAACAUGACAACUGCAAUCUCAUUAUCGCCACUCACCGCACCAUUCGUCUCUCGUCGCAUAUUCUAUAUCAUCCCCAUCCUGCUGGCCAUAUUCGUCAAAGCGCUCGUCGUUGGGUUCGCGUCAUCCCACGGGCUCUUCCAAGCGAUCUUCUUACUCGUCGUUGAUGUGUUCCUUCUGGCCUCCCUCAUUAUCGCGAAGCCAUUCCGUUCGCGACGCGCCGAUAUCCUCAUGGGAUUUCUCGCCGUUGUACGCGUCGUCUGCGGAGGGCUCUUGAUUGCUUUUGCGGAGAGCAUUCAUUUGGCAGCAAUUCCGCGAGUUGUCAUUGGUAUUGUCACUGCGGUGAUUUUCUCUGUUACCGUCGUCAUCAUGUUUUUCAACAUCCUGGUCAACAUGGGAAUAUGGCGGUUGAUCAGAUUUCUCCUGCCAUUCGGGCGAAGAAGUAGGAGAAAGGCAGGUGACACCGAAUUGGCCAGUAGCGCAAGUGAGCAUGACUCGGAUGCGUCGGCGGAGAGAGACUCGGAGAAGGUCAAGGAGAAGGAUUCAGGGAAGAGUUCCGAGAGAGAUUUGGAAAAGUCAGGUAAUCCCACCCCGCCCUCAAGUCGCCCACUCACGCCCAUGAGCGCGAACAGCGAGCAGCCGAGUUUCUACUCGACCGGGACUGGGACAACCUUGGGUGAGCCUCUCCCGCGGAGAUGGUCUUUCCAGUACUCGCGGCCACCGUCCGAUUCGCAGUCCCCUUUAUCUCUGUCAUUCAUGAAUUCACGACAUUCGGUGACAUCUUCGCCAUCCUCUCCUUCGUCGGGUCUGCCAGCAAGGUACAGCCGACAUAUUUCGUCGUCAGCGCCAUCUCCUAUAGAAGAGUAUCCCAUGCACGAGGACGAGCAUCUCGAUAGACCAAUCAAUGAAGUUUUGACAGUCGCAUCUCUCUCUGGCUCAUAG